Messenger RNA from Cebus imitator (Panamanian white-faced capuchin), 1406 nucleotides. It is a transcript of the gene MED6, whose product is annotated as mediator complex subunit 6. Gene Ontology annotation, molecular function: transcription coactivator activity. Bases 85 to 825 code for a protein of 246 amino acids. NCBI's taxonomy places the organism in Eukaryota, Metazoa, Chordata, Mammalia, Primates, Cebidae. The transcript is spliced from 8 exons. The record is from RefSeq and is a predicted model, not a curated record. Gene Ontology annotation, cellular component: mediator complex; core mediator complex. Gene Ontology annotation, biological process: regulation of transcription by RNA polymerase II.
ACUCUCUUCAAACGGCUGCUUCCGGCGGCCUAGGCUUACGUUUACCUUGCGCCGGAAAGAGAACCUGUGAAGGCUGUCGGAAUUAUGGCGGCGGUGGAUAUUCGAGACAAUCUCCUGGGAAUUUCUUGGGUUGACAGCUCUUGGAUCCCUAUUUUGAACAGUGGUAGUGUCUUGGAUUACUUUUCAGAAAGAAGUAAUCCUUUUUAUGACAGAACAUGUAAUAAUGAAGUGGUCAAAAUGCAGAGGCUGACAUUAGAACACUUGAAUCAGAUGGUUGGAAUCGAAUAUAUCCUUUUACAUGCUCAAGAGCCCAUUCUUUUCAUCAUUCGAAAGCAACAGCGGCAGUCACCUGCUCAAGUUAUCCCACUAGCUGAUUACUAUAUCAUUGCUGGAGUGAUCUAUCAGGCACCAGACUUGGGAUCAGUUAUAAACUCUAGAGUGCUUACUGCAGUGCAUGGUAUUCAGUCAGCUUUUGAUGAAGCUAUGUCAUACUGUCGAUAUCAUCCUUCCAAAGGGUAUUGGUGGCACUUCAAAGAUCAUGAAGAGCAAGAUAAAGUCAGACCUAAAGCCAAAAGGAAAGAAGAACCAAGCUCUAUUUUUCAGAGACAACGUGUGGAUGCUUUACUUGUAGACCUCAGACAAAAAUUUCCACCCAGAUUUGUGCAGCAAAAGUCUGGAGAAAAGCCUGUUCCAGUGGAUCAGACAAAGAAAGAGGCAGAACCUGUACCAGAAACUGUAAAAUCUGAGGAGAAGGAGACCACAAAGAAUGUACAACAGACAGUGAGUGCUAAAGCCCCCCCGGAAAAACGGAUGAGACUUCAGUGAGUAUUAGACAAAAGAGAAGCGUGCAAGACUCCUCAUGCCAGUUAUCAUACCUCAGUACUGUGGCUCUUGAGCUUUAAGGUACUUUAUUGUAAUCAUCUUAUUUGUGUGGAAUGCACUUAUUCUUUAAGAAAGGAUAUUAGGCCACGUGCGGUAGUUCAUGCCUGUAAUCCCAGCACUUUGGGAGGCCGAGGUUGGUGGAUCAUCUGAGGUCAGGAGUUCGAGACCAGCCUAACCAAUGUAGCGAAACCCUGUCUCUACUAAGAAUACAAAAAGUAGCUGGGCAUGGUGGUGGGUGCCCGUGGUCCUAGCUACUCAGGAGGCUGAGACAAGAGCAUUGCUUGAACUUGGGAGGCAGAAGUUGCAGUGAGCCGAUAAUCACAUCAUUGCACUCCAGCCUGGGUGACAGAGCGAGACUUCAUCUCAAAGAGAAAGGAUAUUAUUCCGAUCAUGAUUUCUAGUGAAUAUUUGUUAUACAUCUUCUGUAACCUUUCCUCUCCUGGGCUUGUGCGGCCUACCCACUCACAUGUUUACUGGUAGAUACGUUUAAAAGCAAAAUAAAGAUAUUUGUAUAUAUUGCUUCA